AUGGCUGCGGUGGAGGCGGUAAAAGCUGGGCCGGGCAGAGCAGCAGCAGCAGAGAGACAGCGGAAGCACACAGACACCCAGAAGCAGCGGCAACUCCAUCAGCAGCAGCAGCAGCAGCAGCAGCAGCAGCAGCAGCAGCAGCAGCAGCAGCAGCAGCAGGUGCUACCCUGCACGAGUCUCCUCAUGGGCGUCGGCAGCGCCAUGUCGCGCUGUAUGUCUUUGAGGGCCUAA
Eimeria tenella is the source of this 231-nucleotide messenger RNA. RefSeq lists its product as uncharacterized. The transcript has a single exon. Bases 1 to 231 code for a protein of 76 amino acids. The record is from RefSeq and is a predicted model, not a curated record. Lineage: Eukaryota; Apicomplexa; Conoidasida; Eucoccidiorida; Eimeriidae.